Molecule: messenger RNA, 2084 nt
Organism: Capsella rubella
Lineage: Eukaryota; Viridiplantae; Streptophyta; Magnoliopsida; Brassicales; Brassicaceae
Product: putative cysteine-rich receptor-like protein kinase 32
Exons: 6
Coding region: 1-2010 (669 amino acids)
Biological process (GO): protein phosphorylation
Molecular function (GO): protein kinase activity; ATP binding
Source: RefSeq, a predicted model, not a curated record
AUGUCUCGUAACCAUAUCGUUUCAAUCCUCUGUUUCAUUACCCUAGUCUUUAGCUUAGGCUACGUAUCUGCUCAAAAGUGCGGAGAGAAUUUAUUUUUUAAACCAAACAGUACUUACGAUACAAAUCGUCGUCUCGUUCUUUCAACUCUUGCUUCCAACGUCAGUUCUAGAGACGGCUACUACAACGUCUCGGCUGGUGAAGGUGCUGGAAGGAUCUAUGUUUUAGGGUUAUGUAUCCCAGGGACUGAUCCAAAGGUCUGUUCCGAUUGUAUCAAACCCGCGUCUGAAGGUUUGUUACAAAACUGUCCGAACCAAACCGACUCAUGGGACUGGAGAGCCGACAAGACGCUCUGUUUCGUUCGUUAUUCCAACCGGUCUUUUUUCGACGAGAUUGAUUUAGAGCCGACCACAGCAGAACUUUUAACUUUAGAUGUCACUGGUGACGUUGCGGAGUAUAACAGAACAUGGGAAGGUUUCAUGAACCGUAUGAUAUCAGCAGCUUCCUCCUCAACUCCUGGGUCGCUUGCAGGCAGACAUUACGCAGCAAACAUAACUCCUUUGCCUGGUUUCCGGAGAAUAUACGUAUUGAUGCAGUGUACUCCAGGGAUUUCUUCUGUGGAUUGUGACGCUUGUCUUCAAGCAAAUGUUCGUACGUACCAAGGUUGUUGCGGUGGGAAGCAAGGUGGUAGUAUUCGGAGACCUGUUUGUUUUUUCCGGUUUGAUCCUUAUCCGUAUCUUGGUGCUUUCGAUAGUAUAACGUCGUCGUCCCCUCCUCCUCAAAGCUCUAAAGAUCCUCAAGAAUCUCAACCCGCGGCGUCGCCUCCUCCUCCGGAUGGCAAAAAGAUAUCUACAGGAGUUAUAGUGGCGAUUGUCUUCUCCGUGGUCAUAUUCGUGGCGCUGUUAGUUCUUGGAUUGAUUGCUUUGAAGAGAAGACAAUCAUACAAAGCACUAAACCUUGAAACUAAUGAUGAUAUUACAAGUCCACAUUCUUUGCAAUUUGAUUUCAAGACACUUGAAGCGGCAACUGAUAAAUUUUCAGUGAACAACAAAGUCGGUCAAGGCGGAUUUGGUGAAGUUUACAAGGGAACAUUACCUAAUGGAACUGAAGUUGCGGUGAAGCGACUAUCAAAAAAUUCAGGACAAGGCUCACAAGAGUUUAAGAACGAGGUUGUUCUUGUGGCGAAGCUUCAACAUAGGAAUCUUGUUAGGCUCCUUGGGUUUUGCUUGGAAGGAGAUGAACAGAUACUUGUCUAUGAGUUUGUUCCCAACAAGAGUCUGGACUAUUUCCUCUUUGACCCAACAAAACAACCACUACUAGAUUGGAGUAGACGGUACCAUAUCAUUGGUGGGAUUGCUCGAGGGAUUCUCUAUCUUCAUCAAGAUUCACGGCUCAAAAUCAUACACCGUGAUCUCAAAGCGAGCAACAUUCUUCUAGAUGAUGAUAUGAACCCGAAAAUAGCGGAUUUUGGCAUGGCGAGGAUUUUCGGAAUUGAGCAAACUGGAGCCAAUACUAGCAAAAUAGCUGGAACCUUCGGUUAUAUGGCUCCCGAGUACGUGAUGCACGGUCAAUUCUCUAUGAAAUCUGAUGUCUAUAGCUUUGGAGUGUUGGUUCUUGAGAUCAUAAGUGGCAAGAUGAAUAGUAGUUUUCAUCAAACAGAUGGAUCAGCUGGGAAUUUAGUCACUCAUGCUUGGAGACUAUGGAGGAAAGGCUCCCCUUUAGAACUCUUGGAUCCGGCUUUCGCGGGGAAUUAUCAAAGCGAUGAAGUUACAAGAUGCAUUCAUAUCGCGCUUUUAUGUGUUCAAGAGAAACCUGAAACUCGUCCAAUGAUGUCUACACUUAUCUUGAUGCUCACUAGUAGCACAAUCACUUUACAAGUUCCUCGUGCACCUGCGUUUUUCUUACAAAGUAGCCGUGACCAAGAUUCUGAAGCUGAGUGCUCGAGUUCAUAUGGGAAAACAAUUCUUAGUUCUAUCGAUGAUACAUCGAUGACAGAUCUAGAACCUCGUUGAAGAUGAUAUUAGUAUUUGAUGUUUCAUUGUCAUAUUUUUCCUUAGGACUGAGAAAAUGAUUUGUAUAUAAACCA